UGCAGUAUGUGGCAGGCUGUGGCUGUUUGGCUGUUGAUACUCAUGACUCUUCUCCAGGUAUCAGUCCAGGGACCUCACCAGCGUUUUCUGCUCAAGGAGCUGCUGAGGGACUACAACCCCAUGGAGAGGCCAGUGGCCAAUGACUCCCAGACUCUUACUGUUCAGUUCUCCUUCUCUCUAAUACAAGUCAUGGAUGUGGAUGAAAAGAAUCAGAUCCUCACCACGAAUGCUUGGCUGCAGAUGCAGUGGUAUGACCACUAUCUCCAGUGGAACCAGUCAGAGUAUCCUGGAGUUAAGAACCUCCGUUUCACUCCAGACCAGGUCUGGACACCUGAUAUAUUACUUUACAACAGUGCUCAUGAUAAGUUUGAUGCCGCCUUUAAGACCUAUGUGCUGGUUAACUCCAGUGGUUUCUGUGAAUAUCUGCCUCCAGGGAUAUUUAUCAGCACAUGUAAUGUGGACGUGAGAUGGUUUCCCUUUGACAUCCAGCAUUGCGAGCUGAAGUUUGGCUCGUGGACUUUCGAUGGCUGGCUGUUGGACAUCCAGAUGAAGGAGGCAGAUGUGUCAGGAUACAUGCGCAAUGGAGAGUGGGACCUGCUGGAGGUCCCUGGGGGUCGUCAUGAGGUUUUCUAUGACUGCUGUGCAGAGCCGUACCCCGAUGUUACCUUUGUGGUCACAUUACGGAGGAGGACCUUGUUUUACGCUCUCAAUCUCCUCAUCCCAAUUGUGCUCCUCUCCUCCAUGACCUUGCUUGUCUUCCUGCUCCCCGCAAACUCUGGGGAGAAGAUCAGCCUCGGCAUUACGGUUCUUCUGUCUCUGACUGUCUUCAUGUUGAUGGUUGCAGAGAUUAUGCCUGCCACUUCGGACUCUGUCCCGCUGAUAGGUCAGUACUUUGCCAGCACCAUGGUGAUUGUGGGGAUGUCGGUCGUAGCUACGGUCAUCGUCCUGCAGUUUCAUCACCACGACCCCAACAGUGGACACAUGCCGCGCUGGGUGCACUUGGUUCUGCUGCAGUGGGUUCCUUGGUUCUUGCGGAUGAAGCGUCCAGGUGAGGGAGUGGAUCCCACGCUUUCCAACAGCCAGACCGACUCUCAGAGCAAGACUAUGUCCUCUCCUACCACCACCGCUACCACCGCCACAAUCCCUACCCCAGUGCCCUCCAUCCUCCCGCAGAGCCUCAACUCCCUGCAGGUUACCCUCGCUCAGCUCAGCCACCCACUGUCACAUUCACAACCUCACAGGCCCAACUCUCAGGCUGUCAUCCUCCCUAUUCCCACCAACAGAGAUCCCAAUCCACACUCCCAGCCUAAUGGUCAUCUGCCCUACAUGGGUUUCCAGACCUUCCAGACGACUGUAGAACUGGAGCCAUUUCAGAGGAACAGGGCCAUUAAUCAUGGGAGGGUCAACAGUGGACUAGGUGGAGGAGAAGGAGAGGGAGCAGCACCAGGGGGAGGAGAACCCGUUGGAGAUUCACCAGUCCAUUACCACCUUCCAUCCUCCAAAUUUGGGAUCUCACCUCAGGAACCCUCCCCAGACCCGGAUCCGUUAAUCACAUCCUCUGGACCUUGUGGUUUAGAGGCUGGAGCAGGAAGAUCGGCUGCUAUGUCUGCCCACAGCAGUGUGAACCGAUCUGUUGCCGUGGACAACCAGCUGCAGGCUCUCCUGAUGGAGGUGCAGUUCUUAGUCGAACGUGUUCGCGAGCAGGACCGGCAGCUGAGCAUGGCGGAGCAGUGGCAGUUUGCCGCCGCUGUUAUCGACCGCCUGUGCCUGGUGGGAUUCAGUGUUUUCAACAUCAUCUGUACCAUCGCUAUUCUCAUGGCUGCACCCAACUUUGGAGAAGCACUAUCCAAAGACUUCCUGUGAAAGGACGAACACAGAGACUUGAGAGAAAAUGGGAUAGUAAAGCAUGACACAGAUAAGGAUUUAUUGGAAGCACAAUUGUCUGUGAAGGACACUGGGACAUAGCAGCAAAUAUUUCCUUUUAAGGAAGCUUGAUUGGACUGUGGCACAUGUGGUCUACAUAUUAUAGUUCAUUCUCUUCCUUUCAGAGUAUUAGACACAUAUUCAUUUGGCUUUUGGUUUCUUUGGAUGUUCAUUUACAUGUGGAUGAUGUUGGUGGUCUCAAUCUUUGACUGAAACUUAAAAAAAAGACUUCUGUGAAUGAGGAUCUUGAAGUAAAGCAUGACUUUAUGAGAUUUAUUAAGUAUUUGUAUUAUUCUCAGUCAUGCAACACAGUGUUGCUCAGCUGGAAAAAAAAACAGUCACUGCAGAGCUUUUUACAUUCAAAUGAGAGCAAUGUUUCAUUAAAACUGAUUGAAUUUA
Messenger RNA from Solea senegalensis (Senegalese sole), 2322 nucleotides. RefSeq names its product neuronal acetylcholine receptor subunit alpha-7-like. Gene Ontology annotation, biological process: regulation of membrane potential; monoatomic ion transmembrane transport; nervous system process. The record is from RefSeq and is a predicted model, not a curated record. The transcript has 10 exons. Lineage: Eukaryota; Metazoa; Chordata; Actinopteri; Pleuronectiformes; Soleidae. Bases 7 to 1863 code for a protein of 618 amino acids. Gene Ontology annotation, molecular function: acetylcholine-gated monoatomic cation-selective channel activity; transmembrane signaling receptor activity. Gene Ontology annotation, cellular component: postsynaptic membrane; neuron projection; synapse.